UAAAACCAGCAGACAGACGGACGGACGGACGACGGGACCGGAAAGAAAGAAAAGACAUGUGGAAUAAUCCGCGAGCUGCGCGCGCGACACCCUGAGGAAUAUUUCCGCUCUUGGAGGAUUAUUUUAAAAAAAUUUGUUUUUCAUUUUCGGGCUGAAUUUUUCUGGAUUUGAUCCCGCGGCUGCUUCCUGUCGGGACUUCACGGAGGGAACACACACACGCACACACACACACACAGACACACACACUGAGAGUUCAGCCCGGUACCGGACGGCGCGUGCACACGCGCGCGCGAAUGUGCGUGCGUGUCCAGGUGUGUGUGCCCGCUCACAGCUUUCAUUUAUUGCUGUUGUUCUUAAAUUUGAUGUUUUUCCAACGGAGUUCUGCUCAGCUCCGGGCUCCUUGCUUCUGACCUGUGCGCUUGCGUGCUCUGCGUGUCUCACACCAGGAGCAAUUCAUAAACACCUUUAUUUUUUAUUUAUUUUGCAGUGUGUGUGUGUUGUGGGUGUGCACGUGCGCGUCCACGCCACCCCCCCCCCUGUCCACGCGGCAGAUCAAUGAGGAUGGAUUUAUUUACUUUAGCACGCGAGGAGAAGCUUUAAAUACUUUUGAUUCCUCUUGUUUUCACCGGAUGGAUUUUAAAUCUAAAAUAAUAACACUGAACCAUUAAAAAACUGGACUUCCCUCCGCAGAAGAAGACAUGGCGGACUGAGCGGCGUCCUCGAGGCAGACGGUCCCGUCUGAAGUAGAAACCAGAGCACUGCGGGCCCACAGCAUGGUGGAUGCCAGCACAACUUACAGGAUGAACCCGCUCGCUGCCCUCAGCAUCGACCGCAACGCUCUGGUGGGGGAAAACUACCGCCCCCACGGAGGAAUUUUCUAUCCCGGCAUCCAUCCUCUCUCUACUGAAAAGCCCCAGGAGGCUGGCACUUCUCUCCCGCUUGGUUAUGAUCUUCUGUACAAACCAGAUGUAACCCUGUUGGAUGGCCAGAAAUCCGCAAAUGGAUAUGUUGGACUUUAUAAAAGCCCACCACCAGGGUUGCAGAAACCCCUGAUUGUCCCUGCUGCAGGAGGUGAUUCCCUGGGGCUGGACCGCCACAUUAUACCCAAUGACAAGCAGUCAGAACUGGGCCUGAAUGGUGCCAGCAGCUUCCUGAGAUCGCCCUGGAUGAGCCCUUAUGCCGAUGCAACAAUGUACCCCUUCUUGGACAUGGCAUACAAGGCCUCCUUCCUGUCCCAGCCAUCACCCUUCAUCCAUCAGCAGCUGGCAUAUCAAUCUCUGUGUGCCGCUGGGGCAAGAAGCAGCACACCUGGGGAAGACAGACUUUUCUACCUGCCUCAUUAUACCCCGGCCCAUAUCUCCUCCUCGCUGGGCCCUCCAAUCAGGAUCCCUACGGCCACUCCAGCCCCUGCUGUCCUUUCACCUCUGCCCCACUGCCAGGACAAGGCCCUACAGGGACUUGGUCCUCAGGUACAUCAGGAACACUCUGCCUUCAGCACCAGUUCACAGAUCCACCAGGAGCCCCAGCCUCAAGCUGUUCACCAUACUGAGCGACAACAUGGCAGCAGUAGCAGUGGCGCAAAAUCCAGUCAGCCCACUUCCACCAAGAACACUCUUAGCAGCAGCAGUGGUGGAAGUAGUGGUGCCCCUGUUAACAGUUCAGCUAGCACUGCUGCCUUAGAGUCAACCCCAGUUACCCGUCCUCCCCCACCCCAACCCCUCAGCAACACCACUACAGACCUCCAGAAGUCGCUUUACAGAAGCACCUCCUCAUCCUCAACCACACUUUCAGUGUCUCACCCCUUUUACAUGUGCAGCCUGAGCUCUGAGAACUGCUCUCCCAUGCACUCAGGCAGCAUCAAAACCAAAGAUGCCAGCUCAGACCGCUGUAGUGCAGAGAAGUGCAUAUCACCUGCAAAGACAUCACUGGACAGAGCUGUACCUCAAAAGCCUGCCAAAAACCCAGGGGAAAAACCAUUGGAUCUGUCUGCCAAAGAGUUGGAAGGAUUCUCAAAUGGAUUUCCAUCCAAAUUAGAGGCCCUGUCCAAGUUGGGGUAUUUACCAUCAUCUCGUUACGGGCUGCUAGCCAGUCAGGACCAGCACCUAAAGGAGGGUCUACCCCCACCUGUUAGCACGUCAGCAAAGACUCCAGAUCGUCCUGAAAUGAUCAAUACUGUGUCCUCCCCUUGGGUUGUUCCCGGUCCUUCCCCUGCCAUCAGCUCUGUCCACAGCAGAGGCUCCCAAAUUAUGAAAAACAAGAGUGUAGACAGUGUUUCUCAUCAUCAUGAGCCUCAAAGCUCACCUGGCUCCACUACAGUUGAGGUAACCAGUAUUCCCAGCCCUGCCUCAGGGGGAAGACCCUCUGCAUCAUCUCCUUCCCCAAAGUCCAAAGUUGAAUGGUCACGAGCCCCCCUUACUGAUUUGGAGAAAGUCCAUCCAAGCAGUAAAGGAGAAACUCGUACAUGCCUUGGAAAACAGAGCAUAACUCCAGCUAAACCAGAGACUCACAAGAGCCAACCUCAUCCACAGCAGCAACAGCAGUCUCAUGUGGAAAAUGGAAACUCUUCCAGUCAAAUUUAUGGUGAGUCCUACCUCCCUCCUGGAUUAGGUUACACAAACCGCUACAUCCCAUAUGCAGUUGCUGAGAAUAUGUCCUUGCAACGCAUGACCAUACCAGGCAAAGGGCCUGUCUAUCCCCACCCAGUCUUGCUUGGCAGCUGCAGCUUUUACCCACCUCGUAUUGCACCAAAACAUGGCCUUCUAUAUGGAGUACAUCCAAACCAGGGUGACUUCAUGACAUACCAGAAUUCCCGGGGGAUGGCCCCUCCACCUGCUUCCUCCCACCCAGGUCUUGACUGUCUUGAGACCCAGGAUAAAACCUGGAAUGCAGAACCAUACAGGAACCAGGAAAGGCCGGAUGCUGACAGCUCCCAAAAGAGUGACAAUGAGAGAGACAAGUCCACAAACCAAACCACAAAGGCUUCAGGCAAAAGCCUUACUUCUGUCAGAGAUGAUGUAGUUUGUAUUGACCUGGUGCGCGAUGAGGAAGAUGAUGAUUUGUCCACCAACAAGCACAGCUCCCUAUCUACCAUAAGAGAAGAUUCCUCCAAGCAUGGUGGCAGUGGCUGUAACCACAUCCAAGAAAGAGAGCCAUCCCUCCCUCCCAGCCAGGUUGCAGAUCAGAGACAAAGCUUACUAUCCCAAACUUCCCAACCACAGCCCCCUCAUCACAACUCUUCUUCACCUCCUAGUGAUCAGAUCCCAGAAGAGAUCCCGGAAGAGGAGGACCUUCCAUUCCCAGACAUCCCAGAGGAGCAGACGAUGCGCUGUGCUCGAACUUCUCCAUACCAAUUUUCUAGAAAAUGUAAAAUUGGAGCUUCUGGUGGUGCUGGGGACUUGCUAGCGGGCGUCACUAGUGGUAGGAAUAAUGGUGUUGAUGGGAAGAGUGCUCGUAAUGACACUAAGUCAGAGACCUCAACCAAUAAAACUGCUAACCCUGAGCAAAGCCCUUCCCGAAAUGGCAACUCAUUGGGUCCUUUUAGCAAAGGAAAUUCUUCUAGUGACUGUACCAAUUCUAACAACAUCAUGGGAGCAGUGUCUAAAGUCACCAGUCACAAGAGUCCAGCUUCUGGGGGCAACUGUCAUUCAGACAGUCCAGUUUGCAGCAGUAAGGGACCUGCAUGUAGAGAUUUCAGUCCCCAGGUCCCAGCAUGUAGGAGUUUUAAUCCCAGGGUUCCAGUUGUGAACAGCAGGGCCCCACUGUGUGUUAACAUCAACCCAAGAAGUCCCACAUGUAACAGUGGAGAUGCAAACAAUACAAAUUUUGUCAACAGAAAUUUUGUGGGUCCAUGUUGCAGAAAUCUGGCUCUGAGGGCUCCAACUUGUGAACCCAGAAUUUCCAGCGGUCCAACUCAUGGAAAUAGCAACCCUGUGAGUCCAAACUGCAGGAGCAUCAAUCCCAAAUUUACAAAUUGUGAAAACCACAAUGCCAUGCACCAAAUAUGCGGAAACGUCAAUCUCAGGGCUCCUGCAUGCGGAAAGAACAGUUUUAGUUGUCCAAAUUGUGGAAAUACCCUCUCUAAAGGCCAGUCUUUUGGAAAUAACCAUACCUGUGUAAAUAACAACCUUAGGGUCCCCACAUACGGAAACAAUUUUCCUCGGGGCCCAAACUGUCGGCACCUUUCACCUGGCAAUCCUAUCAAUGGAGGCUUUAACUUGAUGCCUGCAGAUCUGACGCCAGAACCGCCAGUUAACAAAGACCUAAAAUGUGAAGGCCGUUCCACCAAUGAGACAGAACCCAGGAGAGAGGAGCUAAACUCUAGCCUCACCACUGCUAGUUGUGGAGAUGGGAAGAAAGACAUCCUGGACAGCAUGGAUCCCCUGGCAGACGAGGAUGAUGACCCCGGCUGCAGCAAGAACCGGCGCUCCGGCCUCACCAAACGCAUCGCCAAUUCAUCCGGCUACGUGGGCGACCGGUUUAAAUGUGUGACCACGGAGCUUUACGCCGACUCCAGCAAGCUGAGCAGAGAGCAGAGAGCACUUCAGAGAGCAAUGCUGCGUUUCUCCGAGCUGGAGCUGAAGGAGAAAGAGGGAGGAAGAGGAGAAGAAGAAGAUGAUGAAGAAGAUGAUGAAGGAGAAGAAGAAGGGAUACCGGCAGCAGUGGUGGUGGCGUCAGGGGAGACGGAGCUGGCAGAUGGCCAGCGGGGAGACGGAGGGAGGGAAGAAGAAGACGAGGAGGAGGAGGGUGGAGGAGGAGGAGGAGGGUGGGAGCGCUGCCAGCAGAGCGAGGGGAGGCGAGGAGGAGGAGGAAGAACUCCCUCCGCAGCCACCGCCGAGGAACCGAGAGGUUUCCAUCCAUCUUGCCCUCACAGCCGCCCCCCUGUCCUCCCAGUGUGCCGCCACUCCGACAACCUCCAUGUCCUCAGAGAGAAGGAUGACAGCUCCGCGGAGGAGCAGAAGAAGAACGAAGAUGAAAAAGGAGGUUUGCAGGAGGAGAAGAAGAAAGAGGAGAGGAGUUUUGUCUCACAGCCACAACAACAAAGGUUCCUGUCCACAGCCAGAGGCCUGUUUCAGGGAAACGCCUCCAUGCCGACCUCCACGCCAGCACUUGGAGGCUCGAAUCUCAGCACGGUGAUAAACCGGAGGCGUAUCUUUAGUCUGGAGCCUUUCCACCAGAGCAGCAUCAUCAGCAGCCGGCUGAAGAGAGGGAGGGAGGAGGAGAGGGAGGAGGAGAGGGAGGAGGAGGACAGGACGGGAAACCACAACAAGAAAACCAAGUUAACCAACGACUCGACCCCGGAGGACGUGAAGAAGCUGAAGGUUUGCAUCGAGCUGAAUGGCCUCCGACUCAACAAGCCCCGCCUCCCCGGGGACCUCAGCCAAUGGCUGCCCUCUAGCCAGAGGGCGGCGGAGGUCGACAGGAAGUUCAGAAUGGACGUCCCAGCCGUCAGGGGGAGGUCAGAGGUCAAUGGAGGCUGGUGUGACCCUACGUUUGUGAGGAGGGACGACCCGAGAGUUUUCCACGUGGCUCCGCCCUCUUCUCCCGCCCAUGUCCCCCGGCAACCGUGCAGCCCCGCCCCUCGGCAACCCUCCCCUGCAUCCUUCACCUCCCUCUCCUCCUCCCGCCUCCAGGACAAGCAUCAGAAGCUGAAGGAGAACUGCAGGGUCUCCGCUUUCCUCCCGUCCUUACCUCCUCUUCCUCCCUCCUCCUCUUCCUCGCCUGACCCCCGUCCCUUCCGCUGCCACGACGACGACGACCUCGACAAGCCGAAGGGCAAGCGUCCCUGCAAGAUGAAGCACACGGGAGGAGAGACGGCGAGGGAGGAGGAGGGGAGAGAUGGGGGAGGAACCGACGAUGAGAAGAAGAGCGGAAAGGUGUCUCCGUCUGACCCGUCUCGCUCGCCCAGCCAUCAACCUCCCUCUCCGCAGCACACACACAUCGCCCGGCCCGCCCCUCCUGAAGUCCGCCGACUCAUCGUGAACAAAAACGCCGGAGAGACGCUGCUUCAGCGCGCCGCCCGCCUGGGAUACGAGGAGGUCGUGCUGUACUGCCUGGAGCGACGGAUCUGUGACGUGAACCACCGAGACAACGCCGGGUACUGCGCCCUGCAUGAGGCCUGCGCCCGAGGCUGGCUGGGGAUCGUACGCCACCUGGUGGAGCACGGAGCUGACGUCAACUGCAGCGCUCAGGAUGGAACCAGACCGCUGCACGAUGCCGUGGAGAACGACCACGUGGAGGUGGUGCGUUUUCUGCUGGCCUGCGGCGCCGACCCCACCCUCACCUCCUACUCUGGACGAGGGCCAAUCAACAUGACCCACAGCGCUGCCAUGGAAACCUUCCUGGAGGACUAUCUCUCCGACCUCCAGGGAAGGUCGGAGGGCGAUCCAGGAAUCUGCUGGGAGUUUUACGGCAGCUCCGUGUGCGAGCCGUCCAGCGAGGGAGGAGUGUAUAACAUUCUUGCUGACCCUCCUGGGCCAGAGGAGGAGGAGGAGGAUGAAGAGGAGGACGAGGAUGAGGAGCAACGAGCCAGGAGAGAGGUGUUUGAGUUUGAGCUGUCCGACAGGCCACUGCUCCCCUGCUACAACAUCCAGGUGUUACUGUCCCAGGGCCCCAGGAACUGGCUCCUCCUCUCUGACGUCCUGGGUCGACUUCGGAUGACAUCUCGGUCUUUCCGGCGCCUCUUCCCACAGCUCAACGUGCAGUCCGUCCCUGAGGAUGAGUUCUACCGGCAGGCGUCCCUUUCGCAGCUCCUAACGGGUCCUGAUGAGCAGGAGCUGGCCUCCUUCAGGCCGGAUGUCAAAGACCCUUUGGAGUUGGUGGAGGCCACUCCCGAGUUGGCCGGCAUGCUCGGCUCCUCCCUGGAAUUUGUGGACACUCGCUGGGACUCGCUAGAAGCUUCGCCACCUCCAACACCACCCCCACAACCAAGACCACCACAACGUAUUCCACCGUCAUUACAACCACAGCGACAGGGGGCGACAGAAGCUGGUGCUAAAGUGGACAAUGCCUUGCAAAACAGGACUGCAGAGUCUGGACAAUGCCAAGGACUUAAAAAUCUGGGAUAUUCUACUCUGGCAGCUAAAAUCGAAUCCAAAAUGGAUGCUAGCAUGUGGGAACCGCAAAGAUUACAAUGUAAGAAUAUGGGAUUGCUUCACCACCUCCAACACCACCCCCACAACCAUCACCGCUAAUUCAUGAUAAUUCUGAAUCAAAGAUGGACUGCAGAGUCUAACAUGGGAUACUACUCUGGCAGCUAAAAUCGACAAAAUGGAUGCUAAAACCGCAGAACACUGGGUGGGAUUGCUAAUUCUGAUAAUUCUGACUCAAGCAUGGACUCUAACU
This is a messenger RNA of Siniperca chuatsi (mandarin fish), 7341 nucleotides long. RefSeq names its product BCL-6 corepressor-like. NCBI's taxonomy places the organism in Eukaryota, Metazoa, Chordata, Actinopteri, Centrarchiformes, Sinipercidae. The record is from RefSeq and is a predicted model, not a curated record. Gene Ontology annotation, molecular function: protein binding; transcription corepressor activity. Gene Ontology annotation, cellular component: nucleus. Gene Ontology annotation, biological process: negative regulation of transcription by RNA polymerase II.